This is a messenger RNA of Passer domesticus (house sparrow), 4961 nucleotides long. RefSeq lists its product as uncharacterized. The transcript has 3 exons. Lineage: Eukaryota; Metazoa; Chordata; Aves; Passeriformes; Passeridae. The record is from RefSeq and is a predicted model, not a curated record. The coding region runs from base 1 to 804 and encodes 267 amino acids.
AUGUCUGAAACAGAUGUGCCCUGUGGCCUGCCUGCUGCAGAGCCAGGACAGCAGCCAUGGCCAGGCUGUCCGUUGGGUUCCACGGCCACUGACAUCACGGAGACCCAGCCAUGGAACCGUCACCGGGAGCUGCAGGAGCAGCAGCAGCAGCGCUGCUCUCACUGUGCCUGGAGGCAGCGGCGAGUGUGGCAGGCGGGAGGAAGGCUCUGCUGGACAAGCGCUGGGCCUUCAGGAGCGGCUGCCAUGGCGAGGAUCAUGAGUGCAACCUUCACCCAAAUUGUGAUGGUGCUGGGCACCCUCCACCUGCUGCAGGUGAAUGACCAGAACAUGCAGGUGACCAAGGAGCUCGUGCAGCAGCACGAGGAGCAGCUCAGGCAGGAGAUGGCCCUGCUGCGGGAGAUGGAGCAGAGCAGCCAGGAGGAGCCCAAAAUCACCCUGUGGAGCCUGGUGCUCACGGUCUGCCAAAGCGGCUGGUUCUGGGAGGCUGCAAGUAUGCUCUUCACGGUCUUCACCUUCUACUGGCAGCUCAGGCACGGCAGCUCUGGCAGCAACAGCUCAGCCCAGGGAGAAACUCCAGCAGCGCCCAGAAGGAAGAGGAGGAGGAGGAGGAGGAAGAAGAGCAUGCAUGCCACAGCAGAGUGUGGUGAACAGCUGGAUCAAGUCAGCUCGCCCGAUCUGCGUCUUGAGCGGAACGACAUGCAGAACUCAGAGGAGGAGGGGAUGGAAGAAGGGAUGAUAGAGGCAUCUGCCACGCCCUCCCCACAAGAAACUUUGGGACAGAACUGCGUCCAGGGAAUACACUAGAAUUCAUUCCCAGGCUGGAUGUUUUUAGCUUCCCAAAAGCAGACUGUAUUUUAGAUGCUUAAGAAUUUUUCAUUUGAAGUGUAGAAUCUAAGAAUGUUAAUGAAAUUGUUCAUCAAUAGGAAGUAGUUCUAUUAAAGCAGCAAAUGUAAUGCUAACUAAAUAUGCACAGAGUUGAAUCUAGGGAAUAGAGUAGUAUUCAUUGUUAGACUAUAUAUUUUACCUUUCCAAAACCAGAUUGUAUCUUAAAUGUUUAGGAAGUUUUCACUUUAUGUAUAGAGAAUAGGAAUAUUAAUAAAAACGUUCAUAAAUAGGAUUUAGAUCUAUUAAAGUAGCAAAUGUAAUGCCAACUAAAUGUACCCAGGGCUGCAGCCAGGGGGAAUAGAGUAGUAUUCAUUGUUAGAUUCUAUAUAUUUUAUUUGUCUAAAUCCAGAUUGUAUUUUAGAUGUUUAAGAAGUUUUCAUUUUAAGUAUAGAAUAUCGUAUUAUAUGGUAAAGAUAUUAUCUAUAAUAGAAUAUAAUGUAUAGAAUAUUAUUGUAUUGUAAAGACUAUUGUAAAGAAUAUCUUCCUAAUAUAAGAAUAUUAGUAAAAUUGUUCAUAACUAGGAUGUAGAACUUAGAGCUGUUAAAGUAGCAAAUGUAAUGCUAACUAAAUUACAUGUAGCUAAUUAAAUGUGUUAUGAUAUCCAUUAAAAGUCUUGUUCUUUGUUAUGUCCGUAGUACUUUACUCAAUUAAGCCUUUGUUUUGGUUCAGUGUUUGCAAGCUGUACUUUUUAAAGAUGAAACUGUAAAUAAAUCAAUUUCCCUUCUUUCCUAUACCUUCCCUUCUGUCACUAUAUCAAGUGACAGACUUGAUGGAAUUUUGUCCAAUACCCAAAUGGUGUAAGACAUUUUUAUAGGAAACAAAUUAAGAAAUUAAAUUUAUUUUUUGCACUGUCCACUGGUUUAUUGGAAGACAUCAUUAGAAGUGAUAUACAGAGCACAUUUUCUCAGAGCCACAUCUAAUGAAAUGAAUGGAUCAGUCCAGGGCCCCAGGCUGCGCCCUGCCACCUUUGCCCAGUGCCGAGUAUUUGGGACAAAAAUUGAAAAAAACUUUAGAAGUAGCUUUAAAAACUUUUAAGUACCUAUUUACACCUGGUGACAAACUCCCUGGGAUUUUUUCCAGCCAUGGCAAAAUGUGAUCUUUGGAGAUAAAUACAGAAAAUGUUCCAACAGAAUAUAUGCAUGUGUGUGUGUGUAUACAUUGGACCUUUGCAUGUACCAGGGGAUUAGAGGCCAUGGUAAAGGGAAUGUUUACAGACAGCCAAUAAAUAAGGCCAGUUUCCAAGCAGUAAUUUAUUACACUGAUAUCCAGUCACAGUACAGUACACAUGAGCAGUGGUUAGCUCUUAAUUGCUGUCAGUCAUUAUCAGCACAUGUCCAGUGUCCGACUCCUGGCCUUUCCCAUGAAACAGCAGUGGAAGAAAGCCCCUGGCCCAGUCCCACAUGGGCAGCACUGAUAGCCCUUGAUGGCCUCCCUUGCAGAAAUCAGGAUGCUCAGAGGUGAGAGCUCUUCAGCAAGAAAAGCUGGAAGUGAAGGAGGAUAUUUUUUUGCCCCCUGCAGUUGUUCAUCUGUCCUUAAUGCUUGAUUUUUCCCACAGUAUCUUGUCAUACUUUGUUGUCUUGGAAUUCUGGCUUUUGCCAGGCAUAUUUAUUCCUUACUCUGCAGGAUCACGUUGCUUUGAUGAGACAGUUUCUGCUUUGUCUGCAGGAUAAAUUUGGUUUCCCUGGACAUCUUCCUGCCUGCUCUGCAUGCUUUAUCUUCUGAGCAGAUUUUACUGCUUGUAUAUGUUUUCCUCUACACUAUUUGUGCAGUUGUACUGUAAAUCUCUGUAUGCCCAUUUUGCAGUACAUGUGUACAUACAUAUAUAUAGAUAGAGAUAGAUAUAGAUAUAUAUUUCAACUGUGUUACAUAAAUGGUUGCUUGCUUGGUAUUGUUAUUCCUGUUGUUACUGUGGUAGAAGAUCCUUACUCACUCCCUGUGGUUAGGUUGUUUUAGUUUUCUGAGGUCUAGGUUGAAGACAAAGUAAUAUUAUUUAUACUUUAGUCUGUUUUUUUUCUAGGGACUCAUCAGGCCUCUGCCUGAAGUCUGAAACUUCUGAAAAGGCUACUUUUUGUUUCUUCCAGUUAAUAUUUUAUUACUUGAUACUUACUGGAGAAAAAAAAUGUUAAAUGCUUUUUUGUCUUGCUGCUCAGUUAGGAUUUCCUUAUUUCCUGUCUCUCUUACCUUUCAGUGUUUUGCUUCACCCUCACUUUGCCCAAAAACAUCUCUUCAGUGUCUGGAUUGUGUAGAUUCUAACUGGAAUCAGUGAGAUUUUUUCCCAGUAGUACUUUGGAAUUAAGCCCCCAGCCUUUUUAUUUUGCUUAAUUUGCCUCAUUUGUUUAGGCAGAAUUCUCUGCUCACGAGUCUUUAACUGUAAUUAGGGUCAGCUUGUGCCAAAGCUGUAUUUUAACAGUUAAAUUGUGCAUGCAUACAUGUAUGUAGGUGUGUGUACAUGUGUACAAACAGGGAGUUCAUAAUGAUGUAGACAUGCACACACCUGUAUUUACAAACACUGCAGAAAUCCCACUGUUCCAGAACUGGUUCCCAGUGCAUCCUGUCACCAUAAUUCAGUUGCAUCAAGCACCAUUUCCUUUUCCUCCACAGAGAUAACCUGCAUAUUUGAUUAAGGCACAAUACAGCUUUUUCCAGUCUUCAUAAAUAUUAAUUAUGUUAAUUAAAUAUUAAAUCAAAUAUUAAAUCAUAAUUAAAAUUAAAAUAUUAAAUAUUUAUUGAAGGAGAUCUAGUGUCAGUGACUCUGAGAGCACAUAUCCAGACAUUUCCUUCUAGUUAAUGUUGUGCCAUUUAUAAUUGUUAUGGUAAUGGUCCAGCAGCCAAUUAUGUCUUUCAGACUGCUAAAUUCAUGUUCAAGUCACAUCAUUCUUUCUCCUUGAAAGAGAUUUGUUGAGCUAUAUUGAAACCACUGAUAACAUUUCUGCAGCAAAUUUCUGGUUUGGAGAAUGGUGAUUGUAGCACAAGAGCUGAGAAUUAUUCUGCUCAAAGCUGAGCUUACUCUGCAGUUCAAAGGCUGCUGCCCCUCGAACUUGGUCUUUGAGUAGUUUGGAAUGUAGUGAAGGAAUGUUACAUUUUAACUUAAUCAUCGCUGGGAAGGGAAAAAACCCACCUGAUUAUACUUUCUACUCUUGGAAUUUCAUCCCACCUGGGGCACUGGAGUCGGUGUUUUUAUUGCCAAACUGACAGUAAUUUACAUUAGAACAUGUAAAUUAUAGUAGGAUGGGGAGAAGUCAGGUUAAUGCCUGUACUGUUUACCUUUUCUCUAUUUAUGCUGUUUAUUUUGAAAUGUUAUGAUUUUCACAUAUUUAACUGAUUUUCAAAUAUUCAACACACCUGUCAGAUUAUUUUCACUAAAUCACCAUUCUGAAGUAUAAAGAACUGACAUAGUUCCAGCAUUAGAAUCAUAGUGUUUGACAAGAAUCCUGCCUCUUGUCUUUUUCUUCCAAGUUUUAGGCAAUAAAGUGCUCCUGAAACCUACAAAUCCAGCAUGUCUGAAAGCAUUUCUUUUUGAUGGAAUAGACCAAACAAUAGACAUUUGAACAAAGCCCUUGAUGCAACUAUGCAAUAAAUAAAUGUGAGGGUUGCUUUGGUGAAGCAGGUCUGAGACUUUCUGAUACCAAAUGAUAUCUGAAUAUUCCAUUCUGAGACCUCAGUUUCCCAAAUAAAAGAUUUCCCAGAAGAAAUAGGAAAAGACUGCUAUCUUUUUUUCUUUCUUUUUUUAUUUUUUUUUCCUACUAGUGCUCAUAGGACCUGAUUUUAUUAGUUUUUAUUUGCGGCCUCAUUUUUGUUCCCAUGUGAAGAUUCUAUUCCACUUGAAAUUGUGGAGGCUGAGAUUAUAAUCAUCAGCCUAGUACAGCUACCUAUUUGAAAUAGCUGAUCAAACCAAAAAUGAGGCAAGAAAGAAUCAAAACAUGUAAGUUUGGUUAAUUUUUAAAUUAUGCAUUUGUAAUGCAUCUGCUGUCACCAUGUUUUGCCAGAUAAUUUUGUAUAGCCUAAUAUUUCCUGAUAAGCUUGCUUGCUGUUUCUUCUGUUCUUCCUACAUGUAGCAAUUUAGAAUUAAAAAUAAU